CGGUCAGGAAACAGAACCUGCAAAGGUGAUGGUGUCAGUGGGAACAGUGAACCGAGAGGCACCGUGGGUCGUGUAAAACAGUUAAACGCUCUGAGGAACUGGGAAAUUAAAUAACCAGGAACAGACAGAAAGGAGGAAUAAACACUCCAUGUAAUUUAAAAAUCUUGUUUCUCUUCUUCCCAGAGGGAGCAGUUCUCAGAGUUUCCAGUUUUUGUUUUACACAUCGUCCCAGCUGAGGCCCAUAAUCUCGAAACCUGUUGCCCCUGCACCAGAUCUCAGCUUCCUCAGCAACAACACGGGCACACUGAAAGGAUGCAGUUUGGUACGGCCCUUCUUCAAACUUAAUUACAGAGAGAGAUGUCUGCCUUACCAGCAGAAGGAGAAUGGAAAACAAUCAGAAAGAAAAAAGGAGUAAAGAAACGGAGAGAAAAUGCCAGAGAGGUUCCCCACGCGGUGGAAUAUCCGAGUGUGGCUGAAGGGGAGAGAAUGCAACAGAAAAUAAAGGAAGCAGUAAAGGAACUGCAAAGUUCAGAAUUCUGGAUUGAUUGCCUCGAAACCUUUCAAAGAGUUGUGAAUAUGCAUCAUACAGAUCAACUUGUAUCUCCAUCAAGUCCCUUCCCUACUGGGGAACCUCCAGAUUACCUUGGACACAAAAAGAAAAAUACAGAUCAUUAUCGAUAUAUGCUUAACUCGGUAUGUUAUGGAAUCGGAAAUUUUUCUACUUCCAUGUCAUCUCGUUAUCAGCUGGCCCUGCUGUUCCUACUGCUAGAGACACUACAGAUCCCUCGAGAUGGCUGCCUUUUCUUUGAUCCACUAUUUACAGAAUGGGAGAAGAAAUUCUUGAAGGACAGUGGGAUGGUGGUGCUUGAGGAAAAUGAGGAAGGGAAGCGGUCCAUCGACAGGCCAACGCUGUUCUACAUGAUUCACUGUGGCAAAGCUCUCUACAAUAACCUUUUGUGGAGGAAUUGGUCACCACAAAAACUCGCACAAACUAUUCUCAUUGGAAACAGUUUCAAAGGGAUAGAGGAGAGAAUACCAGCCCGAGUGCUGAAGAGGGACUACACAUACAUUAAUCAUGUAUUGGCAGUAACUGAAGAAGUCACAUUCCCCUCCAGCAGUAGAUACAUGGAUGUAUUUAAUGAUACCUCCAUUCAUCAGUUUCCUAGAAAAAAACUCGAUUCACAGCCUAUGGAGUUUUGGGAACGUCCUACUGAACCCACAUAUCAGGAAUGUGAGGACUUGGAAAUUAUUCAAAAGGGCAUGGAAUGUUUUUUAGUUUCAUAGCUGGGAAAGUAAUUGGAGUGAACCAAGUUUCAAAGCCAACUGAGGUAAAAGCUUCUGGGCAAAGAUUACCUAUGGAACCAUCAAUUUCACUCUUUCAGGGUCUUAAUGAUCCGAAAUCCAAGUUUAGUUACCUUGGUAAAGAAUACUUCCAAGUGGAAAUGUUUAAUUCCCUCCACCUCUCACAAACCUGGAAUUAAAAUUGUGCAUAGAUAACAAAGUGUGAAGCUGGAUGAACACAGCAGGCCAAGCAGCAUCUCAGGAGCACAAAAGCUGACGUUUUGGGCCUCAACCCUUCAUCAGAGAAAUUGUGCAACUCUGUUUGGUCAUAGCUGGAUUAAUUCUGUUGUUUUUCCCCUGUAACUCAAGCAAGAUGCUUCAUUUAUUUGCUAACCAGUGGGUCACAAGCCCUAAUAGCAUUUUAAUAGCAUUCUGAAUUUGCACCACCAGCAAGCCAUUGAAAGAAUUCACCCAGUCUUCUGUGACAACCAGAAUGUUUCUCCAGACUUGACAGAUAAACUCUAUUACCCAAACCCUCUUUCUGAUUUCAUGCAUGAGAUCCAUCCAAACAUCUAGCCAAUUUACCUGUUUGCCAGUACACAACAUCCAGGCUGCCCAAUACUCAGCUGCCAGCCAGCCAAUGGGAUACAAAUUAAAGACAAAGGCGAAUAGUAAAUUAUGUCCACGUUUUAUUACUGAAGGACCUGAUCAUAGUAUAGAAUAUUCAUUAAAACUUAAUCAUCCUACAGUGAAAGACCAUUUAAAUGAUGGUCUAAUAAGCAUUCACCUGAUUCAUGAAUUACAGUCCAACAAUUAAAGCAAAAAUAAAACCUGUUAACCCAUAACCCUCAAACAAUAAUUUUAUGAUUUCUAAUUUGAAUCCAAGCAUAGUACAGAACAAGGCCAUUCAAAUAGAAAUAAUUUUAUUUCAGAAAAUGUAGCUUUGGGUUCGUAAACAUCUUGAGCUUAUAAGAACUAAAAAUGCAGCUAGAACAGAGUACCUAGAUAGUUGAUGAAAGUUCUGAACUUAUGUUCAGAUGCAAGCAGUUGACGGCUGAACUUGAAUUUAAAGAAGGAAGACUUGGAUUUGUCAAUCUGCCACAGUUCAUUAUGAUGCUGAUCAACUCUGCACUUAAUUCAAGGUGGACAGCAAAUCUGACCCGUAAGAACUAGUCUGUCACACUCACCAGGAAUGUACCAAAAUCAUUAGUGUUGAAGUGUGUGACCUUGGAAAGCUUUCAGAGCCUUGAUAAUAAAAUAAAACAUUUGAGUCUAAAGAGAAAAACAAAUCAACUAGUUUACCCUGUCACAUGGGGGGUUAGGCAUUGAAUUUGACCUUUUUCUAGAAAUACAAGCUGCUCACAACUGGUAAUUUUGGCAAGAAUCAGAUAAUAUCCUCUCACCCCCAACACACACCAUGAUGUUGCUACUAGCUUAUCAUGCAAUGGUAGUAUGAUACAAAUAGAAAGCAUAUAACUGGAAGCAAUACAACUAUAGGAUUUGGCCACAAAGUGUGACAGUGAGAGACAACAGCUAUAUUAAAAUCAUAGAUUGGGGUACAUGAAGGAGAGAGUACCCAAAACAUCGUUUUUCAGUGUUUCACAGCUGUGCAACCAAUGAAUAUAUUGACCAGUGGGUGGAUAAGGACUUGUCACCUAUAUGAUUGCAUAAAACCACAUCCAAUACAAAUCAGCAGAGUACAAUCCUAGUUCAAUGUGGUAAUUAUUCAGUAGGUUUUAACUUCCAGUAAUUGAGAAAAAAUGUAAUUCGACAAUUACAGAAUCUAAUCCCAGACAUAAACCUUAGAUGCAUCUGCUGAUUUGGAUGUUACACUUGCAGAAUGAAGGACGCCCCCAACCCCAACAUCUGGGAUAUGGAAAUCUUUGUUUGCUGAGAAGUGGGCAUCAGUGUCAGUUUCAUGUAAUUAGAAAGGAGUUAAAUCCAUCUCCUUGUCAAGUGCUGGCAAACACAGUUAUGCAGAAUUCCCUGAUGGAAUACAAUCAGGCUCUGUUUUUCUAUUGAUCAAUUUUUCUUCAGCAAGAUUCUCUGCACCAUUUGUGAUUUCACCUGGGGUUGUAGUUCCAUUGACUGAUAUCAGAUCCUCUAUCCCAAUGUUAGUGAGAGCCUUGGUCAGUCUCUGAGAAGCCUGGAUUUCUGCCUGGAGUAGUUUACGCAUUCGAUUUGUUGCGCUUUCUAUGGCAGACUUCCUGCAAAGAAUAACAAAAGCAGCUAGUGAGUACAGGUGGCAAAAGGCACAGCAAGUCAUUGCUUGUGAAGUGUGUUGCAAGUAAUGGAAGGAGCAUCAGAUCACCAUCAUCGAGAAUUGGGGAAUUACAGCAAGUGGGAAUUGAAGUAAACCAACUUUGAUUAUACUACACAAUUCUAUAGUAGAAUCAGAACAAGCCACAGGCAUGGCAUCAAGUUGCACAGACAAUUCGCAGUCUGCAAUCUCUUCCUGGUAUUAGAAAGAUAUUCAAGAUUUAAGUACCUUUGGAACCUUGGUGUGUGGGGGUGAGUGGGAGGGGGAGGUGGUUGUGCUUACCGGAUGUAGAAUGGUUCUGGACUUUGGUUAGUCACAGGGUUCAGUAUGCAGAUUCCAUUAAGCCCAUUUACCCUCAUCUCAACUUGUUCCAAUUGCUGUACACAGAAGCUAGCAAGUAAUUAAUGUCACAAAUUGAAAUAAAUUGUAUCAUAUAAUUAUCAAUUAUUCACACAUCUUCCAUCAUUGAUAAUUAAAGGACAAGCUUGCACUUUAUUUGGACCUUUUACAUCCUCAAGAUGUCCCAAAGAUUCAUGACCAGUGAAUUAAUUUUUCAGUUAGUCUUAUUGUUCUGCAUGAAAUCUUGACAGUAAUUUGCCUACAAUAAUUUCCAACAGAGGGAAAAGAACUGUAUAAAAGAUAUGGAUUUCAUGACAUAAAUACACUGCUCAUUUAUUUUGUAGCUUUAGCUCCUCUGCUGCAGAAGCAGAUUACUCACUGAACUAUAGUUCUACAAUCAUUGACUGCCCCUCUAGUAUCUGGCCUAAGUUGCUUCUUCACAUGUCAGCAUAUAAUGGUGUAGUGGUGAAAAGUUAUUUCAUGGUGAGAACACCACAGCCAAGAUUCCUUUCAAUUGUAACACUGGCAUCAAGAAUCUCAGACUGAGCACAAGGACAACAUGACUUACACAGGGAUGCCCAGGUCAACAAGACAACACCCACCACUGUACAGACGUCAAUUCUGGCACUUUUUUUAGCACUUUUCAAAUUCAGCACAGGCUUGGGAACUAAUGUUUUAUAAUUCUUAGUGCCAGCCAUGGCAACAAACACAAAUUACGCCAUCAGGGAGCAAUGUAGCAAUUUUUACUUCGUUAAAUCUCCCACUGCUGUGACAUUAAGAAGUCUUGCUCUAAUUUUCCAUAACAAUUUCUCCGUCUGAAUUUACAGAUUGAUAGGUGAAUAUUCUUAUGAGUAACACAGUUCCCAGCAAUCUCCUGGGGAAAGCAGGAAGGAAAAUGUUACCUGGUGUCAGUGAGCACAAUCCCAUUGAUCAUGUUGAGCUGUUGCAGUCUCAUCUUGUUACUUAAGGGUGUGGUCUGAAAAGAAGAAAUGGGUGAACUGUCAAAUAUUGUCUGUCCCUGCAAAGGACUAUUAGCUUAAACGGUUCUGUUCUUGUCUAUCUAAUUUGAGCAAUCAUUUUUCUUUCCAUUUUUCCAAAUAAUCUAUCCUUGAUUCCUAUUAUUUCAUAUCUACAGACCCCAAUGUCAUCUUUAAAAACAGUUAUCAGUUUCCAUUUCGAGAUAACACCCAGCUCAGCUACACCACAAUGUUUUCUCUAUACUAUCACAAAGACAAACUAUUCCUACUCCCAUAGUAUUGACCAAAUACACUCCUAAUUAAGCUUGACUGUUGCUAAAACUGUUGUUCAUGCUUUUGUUACCUCUAGGCUUUACUAUUCCAAUGUACUGUUGGAUGGCCACUUAUUUUCAAUCCUUUGUAAACUUGUGGUUGCUUCAAAACUCAGCUGCCUGUGUUCUUACUCAUUAUUGCUUUGCUUGCUAAUCGAAGUGGUCCUUAGUUAAAUAAUAUCUCAAUUUUAAAAUUCACAUCAUCUCCAACCACCCAUGGCCUCAACCCUUUCUCAUCUCUGAAACCUUCAAACCUCAUAUCUGCAUUCCUCCACUGCAAGCUUCUUGAGUAUCCCCAACUGUAAUAUGUUCAGUAUUAGCACCUGUGCUUUCAAAUGCUCUGGAAUUCUCAGCCGUACCUUUUCUCCACUUCUUCCUUGUUUAUCAUUUCCCUGAAAACCUACAUCUUGGACUAAGCUUUUGCUGUAACCUGCCUCAAUACCUCCUUAUGUGACUCGGUGCAAGAUUUUGUUUGAUUAAAUAGGACUCCUGUGAAGUGCCUUUGGACAUUUCAUUAUGUUAAAGACAACAUAUUAACUUGUUGUAAAGCUGGUAUCAAAUCCCACACGACUUAUUAUUCAGAAUCAAACAGCACCAUCCACCCACACCCCACCCCCUCAAUUCAAUGCAUUUUGGUUUUCUGAAAGGGGCACAUAAUACAUCUCCUGGCAAAGAUCUUAUUGACAAGACAUGACAUGCCAAUCUGGGAGCAGGUUCUUUUCAUACCUGACAAGAUCCAUUAGAAAAGACACUGUGAGGGAGGAGAGGUAAACUAAAUAAGGUACACAGACCUGUACUGGAGGAAGACUGGCACUUGAUCCAUUUUUGUAGAUCUCAUUCAUGGUUCUUUGCAGAUUCACUGCCUGCUGUGUAACAUGUUUCAGGAAUUCAGAGCUCCCUUUUGUCUUCUGAUGAGUUUCUCCAAGCUGAGGUAGGAACAAAGUGUCAGAAAAAUACAGGUUCAAUACUGCCAUAUUUCCAUACAGUUGUUUUGUCAGUAGUUAAUAUCCUGGAAUUUUGCUCAAAGCAGUAAUAUUUAUCCAGUUCUUCCUCUCAGGAGUGUAAAUGAUGGAGGAGAAUACUUGUGGUCAGUGGAAGGAGCAUUCUGACAGGUGAAUCAUUAUUUAAUACUGGGAACAAAGCUUUUAAAACAACAGGCUACUAAUAGUUGGCCUUUAACUUAAAGAGAUGCCCAUUGUUCCAAUAUCAUAAAAAUUUCAUUUGGUCUUUGCACCGACAACAGUACAAUAUGGAAUCUUAAUCCACUUACCCCACAUCAAAAUCUAACAUUGUCCACUCUGCUCAACGCCAAUAUUUAUGCUGUACAGGAGUCUUCUUCCAUUCCUCUGCAUCUAACCCUAUCAGCAAACCCUUUUGGUAUGCUCUUUGGUGAGAGAAGCAAUUGUCACAGUAGCGACUUACCUUGCUGUACCAUUGCAUGAAAUACCCCAUUAUGCUAACAAUAAAAAUGGUUGGACGGGUAAUCGCUAAUGUGGACCAGGAAUUAACUAUUUUAUAAGUAUAACCUUUUCCUGACUGUAUUGCAUAUUGUCACAUAAACCACUGGGGUAAGAAAAUGCACAGCACCUUUCUCUGCCAAAGGUGAAGUUGAGGGAGGGGAAAAUUAUUCACGUAACCUUGUACACAGGUACAAGAAACAGAAUAGCCGGAUCAACUGGUUUCUUUGUUACAGAGAUAAGAAUUGCUCUAGAUUGAAUCAGUACAGAUCUUUAUUCACCAGGGAAAGCACUGUUUGAUGUGGAACUACAUGGACUUGCUACAUACUCAGCACAUUUCACAUAGACUUUAAUAGAGCCUAAUUUCUAUCACAGUAGUAGACAGCAGAUUUAGAAUAACUACCUGAGUCCUGUAGAUGUUGUAGGCUUCCUUCUCAUGUUGCACAGCACUUCGGAACUCUGCCUUGCUAGCAUAAACUUGUGCCACAAGAUGAUAGCUGGAUAGUUAAAACAAAAGUUGUUGAGCUCAUGAUGUCCUUCAUAUGGGUCCUUAUAUCUAGAUCUGUUUUUCAUAUGAGACAUUAGUGACUUUCUGCAAUGUGGAAUUCUCCUGUAACAUACAUUUUAGUGGCUCCUACAAACCAUUCUGGAUUGACGUGGAAAGAGUUAGUUGUGAUUAAUUCAUAAAAGGCCAUGUAUUGUACUGAAAUAUAUCUUUCAAUGCCAAAUAAGGCAUUUUUUUUUGCUAUGACUCAACUUCAAACAUGAUCAGAAAUAUUGCCAAGUAACAGACUAAUGCACUAGCCAGGCAAAAAAUAAUAAUAUAACUACAUUUUUAAGCAAGGUUCAUAAAACUUAUACUUCAAGCAGAGAGACGUUAAUGGAACAAUGUCAUUUAGGAAACUUUGUGUCAGUUCACAAGCUCUGGUGAUUAAAUCUUAAGGCCAAGUUUGACUUGUUUGAAUUGUGUGUGCUUGGACAUAUGCAAAGCAUUGUUCUGAAUACUACUUCUCAUGAUUGGUAAGUCCUAGGAGUGAUCCCUGUUGGAAUUUCAACUUUAUUUAUAGCCUGUGAGCUCCCUGGUAUGCACUAAAGUUGCGUACAAUUACAUAAAUCAUGUACGUGGAUGCUUUAGGGUGUCAGCAACAAGCACUUACAGGCUAGGAGUAAUUUAGAUGGAGGUUUUUGGUUCCUGUUGACCUUUCACACAAAUAUACAUACAUUCAAUUUAAAACCUGAAGCCAUUCAACUCCCUGAGCCCACUGUGCCAAUUAAUAAGAUCAUGGCUAAUCAGAUUAUUACCUAAAUUUUACUUUCUUGUGUACUGUCUGUUAAUAUUUUUCUAAGUUGCAAUUACGGCAGUGACUAUGAUUCAAACACUGCCUUAUCAUCAGCAAAACUUUUGUGGGGUGGGGUCAGGAUCAUGAAAGGUGCCAUAUAAAUGUAAGUCAUCUACAAAGUUUAUGUUUUCAAUAUUUAUGCCAAACUUCAAAUAACAUGGUAUUGUAGCAGUAUGACAAUUUUAGAAUGAUCUUUUAACUGUGAGGGACAUUGACAAUUAGGGGUUUUGCUCUGCAACCCGAUGCCAACUGGGUUGAAUAGUCAAAUGAACUCAUUCAGGGGCCUUGCAGCUAGUAGACAAGAAACUCUUGCCCCCAUCAGUCUAGCCAGGACUUGAACUCAAAUCCUCAAGAUACAAAGCUUCAUGUGAAACAUUUAGUUUCCAAUAGAAACUACCAGCUUGGAAAUGAAUGAAAAGAAAGUUCUGAGCUGGCAUGAGAUCUGCAAGAUUAUUACAUAAUAUGUAUCCUGUUAAGUUUUAAAUUAAUUCUGAGCUAAGUUUAUCAGACACAGGAGGAAUCCUGUGCUGUACCUUAAAGCAGUCUCCAAAGACUUGGCCCCGUAAUACUUGAGCUUUAAUUCCAGAGCUUUCUGCAAAAAUCGUAUUGCAAGGUCACAAUCCAGUGCAGCAUGGAGCAUGAGGCCGAUGUUGCUCUGUCAGAGGUUGUUGGGUCACAAUGGAGGGAAGAAAAUAAAAUUAAUUUCACAGUGAGAGUCACUUCAAGUCCUGAACACCACACAUUGCUGUUUCAGGGAGUGAAGCAUUGACAGACUGGACCCCACUAAAUCCUCAACCCUCCCCAUCAGACACCAAAAUGAUGACUCUGUUACACUUCACUGAAGCAUCAGUGUACAAAUUUGUCUACAGUAAAGGUGAUAUUUAAAUGCAAGUCUCAAUGAUUUCCAGUUUGAUAAAAUAAUCCAUUCAAGUGACUACCAUCUUUGAUGAUUUUUAACUUGGACUCACCCAUAACCCCACACAAAAACACCCCAAGAACAACUGUUUUUUCAAUUCAUUCCACUCUAAGCCAUCAUAUACACACUUACAUCAAGAACAGCUAUUUCUGGGUGAUCUUCACCAGUGACAGUGAGCAUCAAGUAGCGAGCGCGAUACAGCAGUCUCAGGGCUAUUGAAACCUGGUUGUUUGCAAAGCAGUAGAGACCUAGGCGGGCCUGUGAAUUAAAAACAAAAGACAACAAUAAUCUACCUAGAAUACACCUCCUCCCACCCACCCUCCUGCAAAAAUUCCAUCCCCUAUUCCCAAUUCCUCCGCCUCCGCCGCAUCUGCUCCCACGAUAAGACAUUCCACUCCCGCACAUCCCAGAUGUCCAAGUUCUUUAAGGACCGCAACUUUCCCCCCACAGUGAUCGAGAACGCCCUUGACCGCGUCUCCCGCAUUUCCUGCAACACAUCCCUCACAACCACCCUAAGAGGAUCCCCCUCGUUCUCACACACCACCCUACCAACCUCCGGAUACAACGCAUCAUCCUCCGACACUUCCGCCAUUUACAAUCCAACCCCACCACCCAAGACAUUUUUCCAUCCCCUCCCCUGUCUGCUUUCCGGAGAGACCACUCUCUCCGUGACUCCCUUGUUCGCUCCACACUGCCCUCCAACCCCACCACACCCGGCACCUUCCCCUGCAACUGCAGGAAAUGCUACACUUGUCCCCACACCCCCUCCCUCACCCCCAUCCCAGGCCCCAAGAUGACAUUCCACAUUAAGCAGAGGUUCACCUGCACAUCUGCCAAUGUGGUAUACUGCAUCCACUGUACCCAGUGCGGCAUCCUCUACAUUGGGGAAACCAAGCGGAGGCUUGGGGGACCGCUUUGCAGAACACCUCCGCUCAGUUCGCAACAAACAACUGCACCUCCCAGUCGCAAACCAUUUCCACUCCCCCUCCCAUUCUCUAGAUGACAUGUCCAUCAUGGGCCUCCUGCACUGCCACAAUGAUGCCACCCGAAGGUUGCAGGAACAGCAACUCAUAUUCCGCCUGGGAACCCUGCAGCCAUAUGGUAUCAAUGUGGACUUCACCAGUUUCAAAAUCUCCCCUUCCCCUACUGCAUCCCUAAACCAGCCCAGUUGUCCCCUCCCCCCACUGCACCACACAACCAGCCCAGCUCUUCCCCCCCACCCACUGCAUCCCAAAACCAGUCCAACCUGUCUCUGCCUCCCUAACCGGUUCUUCCUCUCACCCAUCCCUUCCUCCCACCCCAAGCCGCACCCCCAGCUACCUACUAACCUCAUCCCACCUCCUUGACCUGUCCGUCUUCCCUGGACUGACCUAUCCCCUCCCUACCUCCCCACCUACACUCUCUCCACCUAUCUUCUUUACCGUCCAUCUUCGGUCCGCCUCCCCCUCUCUCCCUAUUUAUUCCAGUUCCCUCUCCCCAUCCCCCUCUCUGAUGAAGGGUCUAGGCCCGAAACGUCAGCUUUUGUGCUCUUGAGAUGCUGCUUGGCCUGCUGUGUUCAUCCAGCCUCACAUUUUAUUAUCUUGGAAUUCUCCAGCAUCUGCAGUUCCCAUUAUCUCUCACAACAAUAAUGAGCAUUAUUUUACAGUUUCAUCUUAAUUAACAUCUGAAGCUACACUGGAGGUGUAGCAAUGCACUGGUUGGAGUGAGGAUAUUCCUCAAGUCUUAAUGAUAAAGCGUAUAAUAAUAAACUUUGGCAGCAUGCAAAAUAAUGGAAUUACUGAAGCCAAAAAUAUUAAUUUCUCUACAGUAAUUUGCAUUGUAAUCACUUUUUGACCUACUGACAAUUCUUGCCUCUAAGUAAGAGUUCCUACAUUGGCUGAACUCACAAACAACAUCGUACGUCUAGAUACUGAUAUUGUCAACAGGAUGUUAGUGUUCGAAUGAAUAUCUUAUCUGCAGGUUCCUAGGGCAUUUUCGAACAAGAUCACAUGAACACAUCCCUGAGAAAAUUGACAAUAACAUAUGGACUCAUCACUGGUGAAUUUGCUGGUAAUCUAGACAUAUAAAUCUAUCUUUUGCAGAAGGUAAUGGAACCAUAAAACAUUCCCAUUCCCAGCCAUUUUACCAGAGGAAGAUGAUUAUAAAUAGCCAUUAACUUUUUACCUUCCCCGCAAUAAAUGAUUUUCUAACUGCUGGUUGUUAUUCUACUCUAAAUGGGAGUUUCACCCCAUCGAAUCCCCACCUUAGCGAAGGGAUGCCCUAUAAUCUGAUCAAUUGAGGCAGAGAAAUAAUUACAAAAAAUUAAAAUGAGCUGGUGCUGAAGACAAAUCAAAUGGCUGGAAAACAUGAUAGGUGUAAGAGUCGCAUGCCGAUUGUUUAACCAACGUAAUAAGUAAUCCAAAACUGUGCAAACUAAUUAAAGUAGACAGAUCAUAAAUUAUCAAAGUGAUGAUGUCAAAAGUAAUUAAGAUUUUCAAAUACGGAACAGUAUGGUGGGGUUAACCAAGAUCACAACUGAAACCAUUUUUAUGGGUAUAGACACUUUACUCACACUGUCAGAUACUUUCGAUCACCUGCAGACUUAUUAUUCAGCCAGUUGACACUCCACUCAUACAAUCUGUACGAUCUUUUGAUCUCUCUGCCUAUAAAUUCUGUGCCUAUGUGUAUCUCUUCACUUCACCUGACAAAGGAACAGUGCUAAGAAAGCUUGUGAUUUCAAAUAAAUCUAUUGGACUAUAACCUGAUGUUGUGUGACUUUUGACCUUGUCCACCCCAGACCAAUCUUCACAACUGUCAAAGUUAACACAAGGAAUAGCAGUUUAUCAAGGGCACCUGAAUAUAUAAGCAUUCUACAGCACUAGUUGAAAAAGAGAGAGAAAAUUGAUGGAAAAAAUGGGGGAGGGAAACACAAGUUACUCACAUAUUCAUGGAUGGUAUUGGGAUGAUCAAAGCCAAGAAUCCGCUCACUGACUAUUACAGCUUUCUGCUGGUUGCUUAUAGCCUGUGUAGAAAGAGAUUUUAAAAAAACCAUCAGCACUGACAAUGUACAGCAUUUGGGGAAAAUCAUCAGAACAUACUGG
Stegostoma tigrinum is the source of this 11961-nucleotide messenger RNA. RefSeq names its product SRR1 domain containing (gene srrd). Gene Ontology annotation, biological process: microtubule-based process. The transcript is spliced from 7 exons. Bases 358 to 1284 code for a protein of 308 amino acids. NCBI's taxonomy places the organism in Eukaryota, Metazoa, Chordata, Chondrichthyes, Orectolobiformes, Stegostomatidae. Gene Ontology annotation, cellular component: nucleus; cytoplasm. The record is from RefSeq and is a predicted model, not a curated record.